Molecule: messenger RNA, 1482 nt
Organism: Fusarium sp. VM40
Lineage: Eukaryota; Fungi; Ascomycota; Sordariomycetes; Hypocreales; Nectriaceae
Source: the annotation of a GenBank genome assembly
AUGGCACCUCCUCAGGAAGCUCUCGACUUCGUUGACUUCGUUAACGAGUCGCCAACUCCCUACCACGCCGUCCAAUCUGCCUCUGCUCGCUUCGAAAAAGCCGGUUUCAAGCUCAUCCGCGAGCGCGACUCGUGGGCUUCGACCCUCCGCCCUGGCGGCAAGUACUACCUUACUCGCAAUGCCUCGACCAUCGUAGCUUUCACCAUCGGCAGCAAGUGGCGUCCUGGUAACCCUGUCGCCAUUGUCGGCGCUCAUACCGACUCUCCCUGCCUUCGACUUAAGCCUGUUUCCAAGAAGACCAAUGUUGGCUUCCUUCAGAUUGGUGUUGAGACAUAUGGUGGUGGUAUCUGGACCUCUUGGUUCGAUCGCGACUUGAGUAUUGCAGGUCGUGUUCUGGUUAAGGACGGCGAUAAAUUCGUCCAGAAACUUGUCAAGGUUGACAAGCCUUUGGUCAGAAUUCCAACCCUGGCUAUCCACCUCCACCGACAGACCAACUUCGACCCCAACAAGGAGACUGAGCUUUUCCCUAUUGCAGGACUUGUCGCAGCUGAGCUGAACAAGGACGUCAAGAAGGAGAAGGUUGAAGAGGAGAAGGACGAUGGCGAAGAUGAGGAGUUCAGGCCCCUGAAGGUUAUCACCGAACGACAUCACCCUCAGGUCCUUGAUGUCAUUGCAUCUGAGGCAGGAGUUGAGGUGUCCGCGAUCGUGGACUUUGAACUCGUCCUCUACGAUACUCAAAAGUCGUGCAUUGGUGGCCUUAGUGACGAAUUUAUCUUCUCCCCUCGUCUUGACAACCUCGGCAUGACGUACUGUUCGGUAGAAGGACUAAUUGAGUCCGCCAAGGACGAGUCCUCGCUCGAACAUGAUAAUACUAUCCGAUUGACCGUUUGUUUCGAUCACGAAGAAAUUGGCUCAACCUCGGCCCAGGGUGCCAACUCUAACCUAUUGCCCUCUGUUCUCCGUCGUCUCUCAGUCCUCCCUGGAAACCGGGAUGCUUCCAGCGAAGGUAGCUAUGAGGCCGUCCACCAUGAAGGUGAGGACGCCACAGCAUACGAACAGACUCUAUCACGAUCCUUCCUUGUGUCUGCCGAUAUGGCUCACUCUGUGCACCCCAACUACGCUGGCAAGUACGAGUCCUCUCAUCAGCCAGCUAUGAACGGCGGUACCGUCAUCAAGGUCAAUGCCAACCAACGAUAUGCUACAAACUCUCCUGGAAUUGUCCUUAUACAAGAGUGCGCUCGAACAGCUGGUGUUCCCCUCCAGCUUUUCGUUGUCCGCAACGACUCCCCCUGCGGUAGCACUAUCGGACCUGGUCUCGCCGCUGCCCUGGGUAUGCGAACCCUUGACCUCGGUAACCCGCAGCUCAGCAUGCACAGCAUUCGUGAGACAGGCGGUACUGCGGAUGUCGCCUAUGGCAUCCGCUUGUUCAAGGGAUUCUUUGAGAACUAUGGGUCACUGGAGCCCAAGAUUCUCAUAGAUUAA